Closterium sp. NIES-65 is the source of this 966-nucleotide messenger RNA. NCBI's taxonomy places the organism in Eukaryota, Viridiplantae, Streptophyta, Zygnematophyceae, Desmidiales, Closteriaceae. The record is from the annotation of a GenBank genome assembly.
AUGGCAGGGAGGUGUUACUUGCUGAGUGUGAGCAAUCUCGUGGGCGCGUGGUUCGAGGUGGGAAGCAGCGCGCUGCACAAAUUCAGCACGGCGAGCGGCCUGUCGUGCAACGCCGCCAAGUACUCCGCGCUCGCCACCGCCACUGACGGCAGCAACGUCGCUGGGUUUCUCAGUCGCGGCCUUCGCACCGUCAGUCCGUUACGAGCCGAUCAGGUGUGGCGCAUAUCCGCAGCAGCAGGGCGCAUCUCGCGCAACCUGCGCCGUGUGUGCGAGGCGGCCGUUUACAGCGCCAGGGCGCACGCGUCCCUGCAGGCGAUGCUUGUGCCGGGGCCUCAGGGGGUGGGUGGCGGGGUAAACAGCAGCGGGACUACGCCCACUAGUGACAGCAGCAGUAACAGCACGAGCCCGUUUUCCCAGCAAGCCAACGGAACUGCGCUUGCAGCUGUGGGCAUACUGGCUGCGUCUGGCGCCACCCUGUCACAGCAGGCCCUCGCGAUCUACAAUCAGCUGGGAGCGCUGCAGCAGCAUAACAACCGCGCCAGCACAUUCAACGACCCGCAGGACCCCGGGCUGGACGUCACGAAGCAAGGGCUCGCAGACGCAGCCAACCGCAUCAUUGCUGCUGCUGGAAGGGCUCAGCGCGCAGGGAUGAGGGGAAGCCUGGCGGUGCUGCAGAUGCAGCUCAUGCUGCCCGCUGCCAACAGCAGUGCCGCCACCCGGUUCACAUCCCGGCUCUCUGGUUUCCUGGGGCGCGCGUCUUGGGAACUGGGAGUGAGAGGGAAGGUGGGCCUGGCGACGACUGUGAUUCGCCUGCUGGCGGCGUCGGUGCUCGUGCCCUCCCUCACCAUGUUCCCAUCGCCCUUCCCCUGGAAUUCCCAGACCCAGCUGCGCAUGCAAGCCGUGCAAGACAGGAAGCAGGUGAGAUGCGGGGCGGGACGUCAAUUCAUUGCUAUGAUCAUUGACUGA